AUGGCUUCUCUUUUCAAAAAGUCCAUCCCAUACCAGUUCAAAGACCCGUCUUUGAUCGAGACACGAGCAUUUAUUGGAGGCAAAUGGCUACCGGCGAUGUCCGGGAAAUCAUUCCCCGUAUAUGACCCUGAGGAUGACAAGGAAAUCAUCAGCGUGACCAAUGCAGGCCGUGCCGAUACUUCGUUCGCUAUCGCCGAAGCUCAAAAGGCCUUCGAAACGUACCGCCUUACGCCGCACCGUCAACGCAGAUGGCUUAUGCGCCGCUGGGGCGAUCUUAUCAAGGCCAGCAAAGAUGAUCUGGCAGCGCUGUGCACAUUGGAGCUGGGAAAGCCAUUCACAGAGUCUCUCGGGAGCGUCCAAUACGCCAUCGACUUUAUCGACUGGUUCGAAAGCUCUGUGGAGAGAACUCUGGGCGAAACCAUCCCCGCUGCAAGAGGCAAUAAUCGGAUGUUGACAAUCCGUGAGCCUCAAGGUGUGGUGGCUGCUAUCACUCCUUGGAAUUCUCCGCUUGCCAUGGUGACUCGCAAGGUCGGAGCUGCGAUCGCUGCUGGAAAUACUGUGGUUUGUAAACCUGCCCCGGAGACACCUCUUUGUGCGCUUGCACUGGCAAAACUCUUUGAACGCGCUGGGGGCCCACCGGGUGUUCUCAACAUUAUUCCUGCCGGACCUGAUACUACCCCCGAGGUUGGAGAGGAACUUUGCCAUAAUAAGUUGGUCAAGCACCUCAGUUUCACGGGCUCGACCGCUGUUGGAAAAUAUUUGAACACUGAGUGUGCCAAGACGAUCAAGAAGACCAGUCUUGAGCUUGGCGGUAACGCUCCUUUCAUCGUCUUCGAAGAUGCUGAUCUUGAAGAGGCUGCUAAAGGCUUGGUAACUUGCAAAUUCCGUUCUUCUGGCCAGACUUGUGUUUGUGCGAACAGGAUCCUCGUGCAGGCGUCAGUUGUCGAUCGCUUCGCCGAUGUAUUGAGAAAAUGCAUUGAUGACACAUUCAUCUACGGCUCGGUGUGGGAUAAGAAGGUGAACUUCGGGCCUUUAUAUUGUUCCAAGGGGGUUUCAAAGGCCAGAGCCCAUUUGGAAGAUGCAGUCAGCAAGGGAGCGAAGCUUCAUUCCGGUGGCGUAUCCAACACUGAUGGCCCCAACUUCUUCGCGCCUACUAUUGUUACCGAAUCUAGAGGAAAUAUGGACUUUGCUGGAGAAGAGACCUUCGGACCUGUUGCUUUCUUGAUGCCAUUUGAGACUGAAGCAGAAGCCAUCCAGAGAGCCAAUGAUUCCGAUGUUGGGUUGGCGGCUUAUUUCUACACUCAAGAUAUCUCGCGUCUAUUCCGAGUGAGCGAGGCACUGCGAGUGGGCAUGGUAGGUGCGCGGGCUGGGUUGGUCAGCGCGGCUGAAGGGCCUUUUGGAGGAAUUCAAGAGAGUGGUCUUGGUCGUGAAGGUGGCAUUGCUGCGCUUGAUGAAUACCUCAAUGUCAAGAGCAUUACCAUUGGGAUUUAA
Molecule: messenger RNA, 1491 nt
Organism: Penicillium paradoxum
Lineage: Eukaryota; Fungi; Ascomycota; Eurotiomycetes; Eurotiales; Aspergillaceae
Product: NAD-dependent succinate-semialdehyde dehydrogenase
Exons: 4
Coding region: 1-1491 (496 amino acids)
Molecular function (GO): succinate-semialdehyde dehydrogenase (NAD+) activity
Source: RefSeq, a predicted model, not a curated record